AUUAGUGCAUUUCGAAUUCAAUUGAUUUACAAAUGGAUUCAGGAUUCAAUUUUAAUUGACUGUUGUUUAGUUGAACUAUGAGUACUUCAAAAACACAUCCAAAUUCAAACCUGAAUUGAAGGUAAGUCAACUCAUGGGCUUAUUUGGCUGACUUGUUCUGUUGUUCAUAUCAUAACUCCUAUUACAGCAAAAGAAGAAUGACACAAAAUGUGAAGAGUACAAAACCUAUUAAUGACGCAAAAACAAUGAUCCAAAUUGGAUGAUGCGUGGGAGCUUAAUUUCCAAGCUCAAAUAUUGCUCUUCAUUAAAACACAUACACCAACUCCAUGGAUUCCUUCUUUCUACUGGACUUUACGAUGACAGCUUCCUCCUUUCCUCCUUCAUCGAAGCCUGCUCAAGGUUCAAUGUUUCCCAUUAUGGCUACUCUGUUUUCAAGCAAAAAUUUCUGCCCACUAUCUUUCUUUGCAAUACCAUGAUCAAAGCUUUAUCUUCAAACCAUAGUUCUUCUCAAGAAGCAAUCUUUCUCUUCAACAAUAUUCGGGUUGUUGGUCUUUUCCCAGAUUCUUACUCCUUCCCAUUUGUUCUCAAAGCUGUGGGCCGAGUUUCGGAUUUUAAUGCAGGGAAAAAGAUUCAUGGGCAGAUUAUUAAAUGUGGGUUUGAAUGGAAUAUUCAUGUUACAAUUGCCAUUGUUCAGAUGUAUUCAUCUUGUGUUGGCGUGGAAGAUGCACGCAAGGUGUUCGAUAAAAUGUCUACCUCAAAUGAUGUUGCAUUGUGGAAUGCGAUGAUUUCUGGGUAUGCAGGUGCUGGUGAUAUGGAUAAUGCGCAGAAAUUGUUUGAUAGUAUGACAGAUAGAAAUGUUAUCUCGUGGACUACUAUGAUUACUGCUUAUGUUCAUGUGAAUCAACCUAAGGAAGCAAUUAAGAUUUUUCAAGGAAUACGAGGAAUUGAGGUUGAUGAGGUUGCUGUAUUGGCUGCUCUGUCAGCUUGUGCUGAUUUAGGGGCACUUGAGUUAGGUGAGGGUAUCCAUGACUAUAUUAACAAGCGUGGGCUGCGUAUAACCAUACCCCUUAAUAACGCUCUUGUUGAUAUGUAUGUGAAAUCGGGAGAUGUAGAGAAGGCUUUGCAAGUUUUCGAGAGUAUGCAGUGCAAGAACGUGGUAUCUUGGACAACAAUAAUAGUGGGGUUGGCCUAUCAUGGUCUCGGAAAAGAAGCAUUAGAGAUGUUUUGUCGUAUGGAAAGUGCAGGAAGUAGGCCAAAUGACGUAACUUUUAUCGGAAUUUUGUCUGCUUGUAGCCAUGUUGGGUUUGUUGAAUUAGGGAGCUUCUAUUUCAAUUUCAUGUUCUCUAAGUAUGGGAUCUUACCAAAGAUACAACACUAUGGAUGUAUGGUAGAUUUGCUAGGUCGCACUGGCCAUGUCAAAGAAGCAGUGGAUCUAGUUAAGAGGAUGCCCUUUAAUACUAAUGCAGCUAUAUGGGGAUCGAUUCUAGCAGCUGCUAGGAUGCAUCAAGAUCCUUCAAUUGCUGCAGACGCUUUGGUGCAUCUUUCAAUAUUGGAACCUGAUAAUAGUGGGAAUUAUGCUCUUGUUUCGAACACGUACGCUGCAGCUGGAUGUUGGAGUGAAGCUAGGUUGGUGAGAAAGACAAUGAGAAGCUCAGGUUUGAACAAGUUUACUGGUGAAAGCUCGAUUGAGUUGAACGAUUGCAUUCGUAGCUUUGCUGCUGGUGCAGUAUCGUAUCCUGAGGCGAAGGAGAUUCUUGAUAUCCUCUGGGAGAUUAAUCAGCAAUGCUUACUUGACGUUUGUAAUCAAAAUAUAGAGGAACAAUUGUUGAUGGAGGAAUGUAUGUGAACUGUAAAUUUAAUUCGUUGGAGAUGGAUAAUUAAUUAGUCCCACCCUAUGUGAAAUGUUUUUUGUGCAUCAAUUUUGAUGGCCUUUGUUAGAUAGCCAUGUCUAAAUGUUUACAAUAUUUAAUUUUUUUAUUGCUUGUAAGUUGUA
Molecule: messenger RNA, 1993 nt
Organism: Amaranthus tricolor (Joseph's coat)
Lineage: Eukaryota; Viridiplantae; Streptophyta; Magnoliopsida; Caryophyllales; Amaranthaceae
Product: pentatricopeptide repeat-containing protein At5g56310
Exons: 1
Coding region: 260-1846 (528 amino acids)
Biological process (GO): RNA modification
Molecular function (GO): protein binding; RNA binding
Source: RefSeq, a predicted model, not a curated record